This is a messenger RNA of Rhinolophus ferrumequinum (greater horseshoe bat), 357 nucleotides long. Its product is annotated as 60S ribosomal protein L23a-like. The coding region runs from base 1 to 357 and encodes 118 amino acids. Lineage: Eukaryota; Metazoa; Chordata; Mammalia; Chiroptera; Rhinolophidae. The transcript is spliced from 2 exons. Gene Ontology annotation, cellular component: ribosome; cytosolic large ribosomal subunit. Gene Ontology annotation, biological process: ribosomal large subunit assembly; translation. The record is from RefSeq and is a predicted model, not a curated record. Gene Ontology annotation, molecular function: structural constituent of ribosome.
AUGAAGCGUCUUUUCAUGAAGAUGGCACCGAAAGCAAAGAAGGAAGCCCCUGACUCACCCAAAGCCGAAGCCAAAGCAAAGGCUUUGAAGCCAAAGAAAGCAGAGCUGAAAGGCGUCCAAGGCCACACAAAAAAAGAAGAUCACCGUGAAGAAGAGAGAAGACAACAUACAUUUGUGUUCAUUGUGGAUGUCAAGGCCAGCAAGCACCAGAUCAAACAGGCUGUGAAGAAGCUCUGUGACAUUGAUGUGGCCACGGUCAGCACCCUGAUCAGGCCUGAUGGAGAGAAGAAGGCAUAUGUUCCCCUGGCUCCCAACUAUGAUGAUUUGGAUGUUGCUAACGAAAUUGGGAUCAUUUAA